AUGGGAGAUGAGGUCAACGGUACUGUUAACAUGGGAGAUGAGGUCAACGGUACUGUUGACAUGGGAGAUGAGGUCAACGGUACUGUUAACAUGGGAGAUGAGGUUAACGGUACUAUUAACAUGGUAGACGAGGUCAACGGUACUGUUAACAUGGUAGAUGAGGUCAACGGUACUGUUAUCAUGGGAGAUGAGGUCAACGGUACUAUUAACAUGGGAGAUGAGGUCAACGGUACUAUUAACAUGGGAGAUGAGGUCAACGGUACUGUUAACAUGGGAGAUGAGGUCAACGGUACUGUUGACAUGGGAGAUGAGGUCAACGGUACUGUUAACAUGGGAGAUGAGGUUAACGGUACUGUUGACAUGGGAGAUGAGGUCAACGGUACUGUUGACAUGGGAGAUGAGGUUAACGGUACUAUUAACAUGGUAGACGAGGUCAACGGUACUGUUAACAUGGGAGAUGAGGUCAACGGUACUGUUGACAUGGGAGAUGAGGUUAACGGUACUAUUAACAUGGUAGACGAGGUCAACGGUACUGUUGACAUGGGAGAUGAGGUUAACGGUACUAUUAACAUGGGAGAUGAGGUCAACGGUACUGUUAACAUGGGAGAUGAGGUUAACGGUACUGUUGACAUGGGAGAUGAGGUCAACGGUACUGUUGACAUGGGAGAUGAGGUUAACGGUACUAUUAACAUGGUAGACGAGGUCAACGGUACUGUUAACAUGGGAGAUGAGGUCAACGGUACUGUUAACAUGGGAGAUGAGGUUAACGAAGUUCCCCGUGACUGUAUACAGUAA
This is a messenger RNA of Procambarus clarkii (red swamp crayfish), 795 nucleotides long. RefSeq names its product ribosome-binding protein 1-like. Gene Ontology annotation, molecular function: nucleic acid binding. The record is from RefSeq and is a predicted model, not a curated record. Lineage: Eukaryota; Metazoa; Arthropoda; Malacostraca; Decapoda; Cambaridae.